Messenger RNA from Physcomitrium patens, 2657 nucleotides. NCBI's taxonomy places the organism in Eukaryota, Viridiplantae, Streptophyta, Bryopsida, Funariales, Funariaceae. The record is from RefSeq and is a predicted model, not a curated record.
UUGCGGGCAUGGGCAUAUUCGAUUAGCAAAGAAGUGAAUUUUAAUUGUUGCCGUGGAGGUCAGAGACUUGGCUGAAACCCUUGGAGAGUGUAGCAUUUUCUGAGUCAUCACAAGCUACCAUAGAUCAAGAAUAAUGGGAGAAGAGGAUUACGGGGAUGGCUGUAAUUCGGUCGGUGGCGUGAUUAAGAUGAUCGCUGCUUGCCACUUGCCGAAUGAAAGCAGAUUCUGUUGCCAGAUUCUCUUAACCCAUUUCCGAUUACUGGAUCAUCAACUUGAUUUGGAGACAAUCGGAUUCCCAUUCAAGGGGUAGGCGAAAUUCUUCGUCGGAAUCGCCACCGUGACGCAAUAAUCUAGUGCAAUCAACACCUUUAACCACAUCCGAAACUGCAGGUACAGGCGCCGAGCAGUGAGGUUUGAAGAGUUUUCUGGAACGCGUCGUCCUCGUCCUGUUUGUCGAGGAUCGGUUGCGCUCUGUUGUGCUUUGAAAGCGGGAAAUGAGAUUGAGCAUGCUGCUACGUUCAGGUCAGUGUUAUAUUUUCUGAAUUGGAACCUGUCAUGGCUUCACUCGUGCCGAACCAAUUCCUUUGUGUGAUGGGCGCACGAAUGCCUUCGAGAAAGUUGCCAGGUCGCUCACUGAGUGCAAUGUCACCCCAGGACCCGCUCUCGUAAUGAGUCUGCUUGUUUUAUUUAUGAAACGCGUCGCCUUACUGGGAUCGCAACGCAUCCACCGAACACCUUCACUCGUCAAUGAUUACAGGUUGAGCAACAGCCUGACGAAAUCGAGAAUGGGGAGGGAUAGAGCAUAAGCUAAGAGGUGGAAUUUUCUGACUAGGUCCUCGUGCUCUACAGAAAUUUGCAAUGGCGGCCGGUCUUCGAAGGCUCGACGUGCACUUUGGUAGCAGUAGAGUCACUGUCAACGUUAGUGAUUACAUCCCCUUGCCGUCACCAUCCCCUCUGCAUCUGCGACGGCCGUCUCACGAUCCUCCAGGCCCGGCACAAGCCCCAUAUUUCGCCCGGUCAUUGAACUCCAACGUGGUCGUGGUUAUGGCGGUUCUACUCUUUGCGCUCGUCGUCGCCGCCUUCAUCAAUACCAUUGUCAGAUGCCUCGUGCGACGACGACGACAGCAGCCAGUCGAUGAUCACAAUGAUACGGAGAAGGGGCUUCAGAAGAGCGCGAUUGAGGCUCUCCCCUUGUUUGAUUCUUUGGGAGGAAAAGAAUGCGUGGUAUGUCUAAGCGAAUUUGCCAGCGGAGAGAAAGUCAGGUUGCUUCCCAUUUGCAAACACGGAUUCCAUCCGUUUUGCAUCGAAAAAUGGCUACUCACACGUACAACAUGCCCCGUUUGCCGUUGCAGUGUUCUCCCUGCUGAGUCUUACAGCAAAGAGCGACAUUGAUCCCUCAUCUGUCCCGUCGAUGGUGAGAAACAGCGCCAGGUCUGGCAUCGCAAGGUUUGACGGUGAGAGGAUCUCAAGCCUCGACACAGAAAUCAUUGAACCCUCUGCACAAUCGACGAGUGUUGCCGCUGCUGACCUAGGUACUACAGCUGGAAGCCCAAGCGCUAGCGCUAGUCCCUCAAACAGGUUGUUGGGUUCCAUAUUUUCCACUGAGGUUAUGGAGAAUAUCGUGCAUGGCGUGGGCCAUCGCAGAUCUGCUGCUCGGAAUCAAGGUCCAGUGUAAUGCCUGAGACGAUUGAUUCUUACUAAAACACCUUUGCCUUCUCCAUAAUCGAUUGUAAAUUUAAGUUGCCAAUCAAAGAAAUUGAUUACUUGAUUAGCUGCCAAGCCCUGGACAGAAGGCUUUGAUCAGGAUAGUGAGGAAUCUUGGGAUACGACCCAAAUUGUUCUGAAGUUUAUGGAUAUCACUCAGGUGUUCGAACCUGGUUAUGAAAUUGAGGAGCAUACGGAAAUUGGGUUCUGUAGAGCUUGGCGAUGUAUCAGCGUGGACGCCACGCUAGAAAGGUAGCUGCUGUGCUGGAAGGUGCAGAUUCUUUAUCAGAUAUUCGCUACCUGUACUAUCAAAGUAGCAAGCAAGCGUGAUGAUGCUCCUCGAGGUUUUAUUUAGAGCCAUGGGUCCCUAUGGGAAAAGGUUGGAACAUAAUCUCCACAUACUGACAAGGAAGCUAAUCAUGUAGCCCAUUGUUCCUUUUCAUCAAUCGACCACCAAGAGCGGUGUUUGGCUUCACACGAUAAUUUAGGCACAAUGCAAGCGUCCACGACGGAGUUCAUAAUUUGCUGCUUCUACAGCGAUUCGAAAACCUGAAUCUGCAGCCAGAAUUGCACAUUAGUAUUUCAUUGUCUAAACACGGCUGUAAGCGUUAGGGGUGAAGCUGAACUUUGCGUAACAGGCUAAGGGUUUUUGUGGUGGCGUUACGUAGUCGCUUCCGUUCCAUGAUAUCAUACUGUCAGACUCAUAUGAAUGAAGCAUGUCCCGUGACCGACAGUGGAAGAAUAAUCAGUCAGGUGACUAUUGUUAGCAAUCAGCAUAUGUAUCAACAGGUUUGGUCACGACAAAAGAUAAUUAGGGUAGUUGAUCGUAUUCGGAGCAUGGUUACGCGACCAAUUUUUCAUAUCUGUCGGAGGGGCUACAAUCCAGAGGUUGCAACUCAGCUGUUUUCCAAGCUGCUAUUGAGAUUCAAAUACCCACAGCUCUCUUCCAAGUU